Molecule: messenger RNA, 903 nt
Organism: Cynocephalus volans (Philippine flying lemur)
Lineage: Eukaryota; Metazoa; Chordata; Mammalia; Dermoptera; Cynocephalidae
Gene: ASPNAT
Product: N-acetyltransferase 8 like
Exons: 3
Coding region: 1-903 (300 amino acids)
Cellular component (GO): mitochondrial membrane
Molecular function (GO): L-aspartate N-acetyltransferase activity
Source: RefSeq, a predicted model, not a curated record
AUGCAUUGUGGGCCUCCCGACAUGGUCUGCGAGACGAAGAUCGUGGCCGCCGAGGACCAUGAGGCGCUGCCGGGGGCCCAGAAGGACGCGCUGCUCGCCGCCGCCGGCGCCAUGUGGCCCCCGCUGCCCGCCGCGCCCGGGCCGGCCGCCGCGCCCGCCGCGCCCCCGCCCAGUCCCCAGCCCCGCGGCGGUGCGGGGGGCGCGGGGCCGCCGGCGCAGCGCGGCGUGUGCAUCCGCGAGUUCCGCGCGGCCGAGCAGGAGGCGGCGCGCCGCAUCUUCUACGACGGCAUCCUGGAGCGCAUCCCCAACACGGCCUUCCGCGGCCUGCGGCAGCACCCGCGCGCGCAGCUGCUCUACGCCCUGCUGGCCGCGCUGUGCUUCGCCGUGACCCGCUCGCCGCUGCUCACCUGCCUGCUGCCGGCCGCGCUGCUGGGCCUGCGCUACUACUACAGCCGCAAGGUCAUCCUCGCCUACCUCGAGUGCGCGCUGCACACGGACAUGGCCGACAUCGAGCAGUACUACAUGAAGCCUCCUGGCUCCUGCUUCUGGGUGGCCGUGCUGGAUGGCAAUGUGGUGGGCAUCGUGGCGGCGCGGGCCCACGAGGAGGACAACACGGUGGAGCUGCUGCGCAUGUCCGUGGACUCGCGCUUCCGCGGCAAGGGCAUUGCCAAGGCACUGGGCCGGAAGGUGCUGGAGUUUGCCCUGGUGCACAACUACUCUGCGGUGGUGUUGGGCACGACGGCCGUCAAGGUGGCUGCCCACAAGCUCUACGAGUCACUGGGCUUCAGACACAUGGGUGCCAGUGACCACUAUGUGCUACCUGGCAUGACCCUCUCGCUGGCCGAGCGCCUCUUCUUCCAGGUCCGCUACCACCGCUAUCGCCUGCAGCUGCGCGAGGAGUGA